This is a messenger RNA of Musa acuminata subsp. malaccensis (wild Malaysian banana), 966 nucleotides long. Its product is annotated as transcription initiation factor TFIID subunit 11. Gene Ontology annotation, molecular function: protein heterodimerization activity; transcription coactivator activity. The record is from RefSeq and is a predicted model, not a curated record. Gene Ontology annotation, biological process: transcription initiation at RNA polymerase II promoter; RNA polymerase II preinitiation complex assembly. Lineage: Eukaryota; Viridiplantae; Streptophyta; Magnoliopsida; Zingiberales; Musaceae. Gene Ontology annotation, cellular component: nucleus; transcription factor TFIID complex.
AUGAAGGACCCUUUCGAGGCAGCCGUGGAAGAGCAAGAGUCGCCGCCGGAGUCGCCCAUUCCUCCCGAGGAGGAUGCCGUGGCUGUUGCUGACGCCGUAGACGGCGAUGAGGAGGAGGCCGACGCCCGGUCGCAGCCCCCGGCCUCCGCUCCUCCGGGCGCACCCGCCGCCGGCGGUGGUGGGAAAGGGAAGGAGGAGGAUGAGGAGGAGGAGGAGGAGAAUAUGGAUGUGGAGUUCGGGAAGCUCCCUUCUGGCGGCGACCCUGAUAAGAUGGUCAAGAUGCAGGCAAUACUUUCCCAGUUUACGGAGGAGCAAAUGAGUCGUUAUGAGUCGUUUAGGAGAUCUGGGUUUCAGAAAGCUAACAUGAGAAGGCUAUUAACAAGCAUCACAGGAAGCCAAAAGAUUUCUAUACCAAUGACCAUAGUGGUGUCUGGAAUAGCAAAAAUGUUUGUUGGGGAGCUGAUUGAGACAGCUAGAAUUGUGAUGACAGAAAGGAAGGAGAGUGGGCCAAUCAGGCCUUGCCACAUUAGAGAAGCAUAUAGAAGACUCAAGCUCGAAGGAAAAAUACCAAAGAGAUCAGUGCCUAGGCUUUUCCGGUAGCAUUUAGGUCAUUGGUGCCUCUGAGAUCACCUUCGUUUGGAAGUUGUAGAUUUCUUGAGAUAUUGCCUCUGAGAUCAACGUUUCUAAUCAUCGUAUAAGAUGUGCUACUGGGAGAUUGGACAUAGAAGGCUGGUACUGUGACUUGCCUUGGUUCGCCACAAGAUUCAUGGUUUUUGUAAAGGCAAAAUUGUAAAUGCUAAGAACUGCUAAAUCUACUUUCCUCAACUGUUCUAUAUUUUGGUCUGGAUGUGCACCGCUUAAUUGCCGUCUGCUAAAAGUCAAAAGGAUUUGGUUCUUACUAACAUAUUUUGCUGCUAAAAUUUGACACUUAAUUUUGUGGUAUAAUUGCCUUGUAGUUUUUCUUUA